Messenger RNA from Schizosaccharomyces octosporus yFS286, 8400 nucleotides. Its product is annotated as translation elongation regulator Gcn1. Bases 112 to 8124 code for a protein of 2670 amino acids. NCBI's taxonomy places the organism in Eukaryota, Fungi, Ascomycota, Schizosaccharomycetes, Schizosaccharomycetales, Schizosaccharomycetaceae. Gene Ontology annotation, cellular component: cytosol. The record is from RefSeq and is a predicted model, not a curated record. Gene Ontology annotation, molecular function: protein binding; protein kinase regulator activity. Gene Ontology annotation, biological process: cellular response to amino acid starvation; regulation of translation. The transcript is spliced from 2 exons.
ACGAAACUUAUUAACAUUUCGCUUCUUUUCGAUAACUGCUCAAUUUUCGUUCGCAAAAAAGAACCUUUCACCUUUCCAUAACCACCAUAACUCAUAUUCCCGGUAUUUACCAUGACGGUCGAAGGACCAGGGAUGGAAGCGUUUCAAAAUGAAAAGAAAACGCUUUAUUCUACCCUGAUUAGCAAUGAAACCGUUGUUGCUUUUCUUGGUACGAAAAAGGUUAUGCUGGAUAUUUUACGACAUGUAAAUCAAAUCAAUGACAUUGAUGAAAAAACUAUUGUUGUUAUUAUAGAUAAUAUUAUGGAAGUUCUGCCAAGAAAUGUUUCUCGUGAAUGUCGCUUAGAAUUGUGUGCUACUCUUGCGCACAUAACGAAAUUGUCUCCUUCCAUCGCUCUCACUGCACUUUUGCACCGUCUUCAGAGCAUAUCGAACCGCUUGGAACGCGUCCCUAGCAGUGCUAUUUCAGUAUCUUUUAAUGCGUUGAGUUGGGUAAACUGUAUCCUUUCAAACCUCCCUUCCAAUGAAAUGAAGUAUUGGAUGUUGGAGUUCCUUCCGCUUCAAAGUCAAUUCUUAAAUGCCGUGAUUCGGGAUGCUAAACCUGCGAUUGUUCGAAGCGCUUUACAAAACACACGUCGCUGUUAUCGAUCCAUAUUUCUAGCUCAGCUCAAUGACUUGUCCUCCUUUAUUCCGUUUCUUUUGAAUGAAACCAAAGCAGCUCUUGUUCCUCCAAAAGCUUUGCCAUUGUAUGGUGUUAUAUUAGGCACCUGCUACUAUUUCCAGCUGUCUUCAACCCCUCGCACUUUGGCUUCAGAGAACAUUGACUUUCUAGUGAAAAUGAUCCCUCAACACGUCCUUACAGCGAAACCUUUAUUGCCUAAACUUUCUGUUGAAGGAUUCUGUUAUAGUGUUGGAUUAUUGCUGUCUCUAGAUAAAUUAUCUAGCAAUUUACUGCCUUCUAUCGAAAAGGCAUUACUACGUUCUCCAGAACUUGUUUUUGCGGGUGUUUUAUCCUCUUUGGUUGUCGGUCUUUCCGAUUCUGGGAAAGACGCCUCGUCUUUACUACUUAGCAGACUUUAUGAUACCUUUGCUUCAAACUUAAAGAGUUCAAAUGCAACUGUUCGACAGAACUGUUUUCAUACAUUUUCGGUCCUCUGUAAGCAUGCCAAGGACUCCAAGGUACUUAUGGAAGUAGCACUGAAACUAACUUCUGCGUUGAAAACAAACAAAGUGACCUCUAAUGAACAUCGCAACCUUUAUAUGGAAUGCCUCUCUCAUCUUUCUGUCAAAGAAAUAGACUCUACAUCUUUGCUUAAGGAAGUCUUGCCUUUGUUCAUGAAGGUUCAAGAAAGCAGUUUCUAUCACUUAGCAGCCGUGAUUAUAAGGAAUAUCAAGUCUAUUCUUCUGUCAAACAGUUCUUUGGAUAAGGGUAUUUACGAUUUCCUUUCAAAGUCCUUAGAUAAGCCAGUUGCAUACGAACGUCAGCAUUGGAUUUUAGCUUUGGCUGAUUUGGUUUGGGAUUCGCAAACGAACGAGUCUUCCCAAUUGGAGCUUAAUAACUUCUACCUAGAACAUUUGAAUAAAUUAAGUCAAGCUACUUUAAACAAUCCUACUACUGCUUUACAAAAUGGAAGUAUUUUGGCGCCCGUCGUUUAUCUAUGUUUAAUGAGCAAGAAAGAAAGUGAUGGCGACAUUAGCAAACUUAAGUUUACUGGUGAUUUACAAACCUUGCUCGAUGGACUUGUCAAUUCCACGGGAGAAAGUAUUCUUUUUUCAAACAAAUAUUCUAACAAAUUAACCACGGACCAAGCGAAGUUAUGGUGGAUCCGUGGUCUGUGUACCUUUGCUAGUGUUUGUGAUAAGGUCUUAACUGAUGAUCUGGCAUCUUCUUGGUUUCAAUCAUUAAUAAAUCUAUUCAACUUUACGGGCAACCAAAACUACAGAAUUGCUUUUGAAGCGUUAAAGAUUGCAGUGAUAAGCAAUCCUAGUUUGCGUAAAACCAUAUGCUCGCAGUUAUGGAAUCUGCAUUAUCAAGCUGAAUCCGCUAAGAAGGAUGGAAAGUUUGAUGAGGAGUAUAAUAAGAAGUUGGUUCAAUUAUUAAAAUCAAUUCUCUUAGCAAUUUCUGCCGAUGUCUCUACUGUAGAUUCGACACGAUUCGUUGAUUACGACUUUUAUUUGAUUGAACUUUUAUUCCUUUCUUUUGCUUAUGUCGAUCAGUUUAAUUGGAUUCAAUUAUGCCAGCUUUCACAUAGGGAUCCUGCCACGCUUGUCACCGAACGAAUCCAUGAAAUUGUGUACUAUAUUGCUACUACAUUAUCUAACAAUGUUAGAUCUGAAAAGGAAAAAGCUAUGAUUUCUUCAAUUUCGAUGAUUCUUUUUGUUGCUCCGGAGGUUGCCACUCCUCUAUUCGUAAACCUUUUCCGUGGACAGCUUGUUAAUCUGAAAUUGACAAAUGUCUCGGAUAUGGAAUAUGAAGUCUGGAAAACGCCCGAUGGAGUUCUUUGGGAUAACGUCCUUGAAAAGAAGUCGAAUAAAAUUGACAAGAAUACAAAGGAUUACGAAACCAAGCUUUGGGAAGCCGAAGUUCGAGCUAAACAGGCUCAGAAGAAGCCUAUGAAGUUGAGUAAAGAUCAACAAGUAUUGGUAGAUUUACAGCUUGCAAAGGAAGCUAAAAUUAGACAGUCCGUUAAUAGUAUGGUUGCAUCUCUUGAACGCGGUCUUGAAAUUAUUCAGAGUAUGGGCAAGGCCGUUCAGUUAUUCCCUGGAUUAUGGAUCGAGGAAGCCAUUGAAGUGUUAAUCUUUGAUAAGGUUUUGCAAUUGAGUACUCCAUUUACUGGAAAUUUGGCUUUAGAGGUCUUUAAGUUAGUUGUUAAUGCCUCUGGUCUUCCAUCUCGUUUAGGAGAGUCUGCAUAUUCAGAUUCACUAGCAAUAACCCUUCUCGAUUCUGUUAGUGGCGCUCAUAGUGUAAACGAAAAUGUUGUUGAUUCUUUCCUUUAUAAGGUACGUUUUGCUACAGAACAAGCAUAUUUCGAGCCUGAAACAUUUUCUUGCAUUUUCCCGUUAAUCAAUAAGAUUUGCUAUGAAAACGCAACUAAGGAUGAUGAAAAAUCGACUGAACGCUUAUUAUUGGCAAUUGAAAUGCUAGGAUUUCAAGCUCCUUAUUCUUCCUCUUUGAGGGGAAUGAGGGCCCUGUUUUUGAAAGUACUUUUACAUUUGCUUGAAACUGUUCCUGCUCAUUACCAGGACGUUAAGAACUCAUUGCUAUCACUUGUGCAAGGUAUUGGUGCAUCUUAUACUGAUAACGAAUUAAAACUCCUUUUGGAACAUACAUGUCACAAUGAAACUUCCGUUAGAUCUGCCGUUUUGCAAUCUCUACAGGUUUUGGACCUAACUCAAUUUAGUUUUAUUAAGGAAAUUUUCUUGGAACUUUACGACGACAACGAAUCUAAUGCUGCAGUUGCUCAUCAAAUUUCGACUCAAAACGGAUUGGAUGCAAAUGAAGACUCUUAUUCCGAACUUUUACCUUUGCUUAAUGUUAAAUCCAAUUACCUUCACACUCUUGUUGGAAAGUCUUUCGUUGACUUGAUUGAUGAGUUUGAGGAUUUUUCAACCAUUCUACCCCAAAAAUUAAUGGAAAUGUAUAACAAAAACGCUUUACCUUCACCUCCUGAAUAUGAUGAGUACGGUAUUAUAAAGAAAGAAACUGUUGGACGGGAUUUAGGAAUUGUUCCCAGAGAGGGUGUCAGUAUAAUUUUCGUGCAUAUUUCGCAGUACUUGUCUUCUAACUUACUUGUACCAUUUUUGGAAUUCUUGUUAUCCUCUGUACAACCAGAUGCAAAGAUCCCUGUUACUGACAGUUCUGUUAUCGUAGCAUCUAACAUGUUGGAAGCUGGUAAACAGUCUAUUGUUGCUUUUGGUUCCUAUCAAGUGGAGGCUUUGAUGGAGUUGUUCGAAGCUAAACUCAACGUCGACACUUUACCAACCGAGGCCAAUGAUAGAUUACGUGAGGCAACUGUAGUCCUCUUUGGAACUGUCGCCCAACAUUUACAGGAAAAUGAUCAACGACUGGUAGUGGUUCUGGAAAAUUUAAUCUCCGCGUUAUCCACUCCUAGCGAAAGUGUACAACUAGCAGUUGCUUCAUGUAUAUCACCGUUGAUCAAAAAGUUACUUCCAAAAUCAAAACAAUAUUAUGAUCAUUUAGUAAGCAGCUUGUUAAAUGCUUCGUCUUUUGCAGAAAGAAAAGGAACAGCUUAUGGUCUAGCUGGUUUGAUUAAGGGUUUGGGUAUUAAAGCGUUUAAGGAUUUCAAUAUUAUGGAUCAGUUACACGAAUCAAUGACAAACAGGCAAAGUUCAUCGAUUCGACAAGGUGCUCUGUUUUGUGUUGAAGCUUUUUCACGUACGUUAGGUAUAUAUUUCGAGCCAUAUCUGCCUGAUUUACUUCCUUUACUACUUUCAUCCUUUGGUGAUAGUGCAAGUGAGGUUAGAGAAGCUACUUUAGAAGCUGUAAAACAUAUUAUGAGUCAAUUAAGUGCUUAUGGGGUUAAGCUUUUGCUUCCUAGCUUGCUAGAUGGCUUGAAUGAUUAUAAUUGGCGCUCUAAGCGUGCUUCUGUUGAGAUUCUUGGUUUGAUGUCCUACAUGGCACCCAAGCAGCUCUCAGUAUCGUUACCUACCAUUGUUCCCAAGCUAACGGAGGUUUUGACUGAUUCACAUUCUCAGGUGCGCAAUACAGCGAAUAAUAGUUUGUUGCGUUUCGGUGAAGUGAUUUCUAAUCCCGAAAUCCAGAACCUCGUACCCGUUCUUCUCAAGGCCUUGAGUGAUUGUACACGUUAUACUGAUGAUGCAUUAUCUGCCAUUCUUAAGACAGCUUUCGUUCAUUAUUUGGAUUCACCUUCAUUGGCCUUAGUCAUACCUAUCAUUCAGUAUGGUAUGAGGGAACGCAAUGCCUCUACUAAGCGUCAAUCUGCUAAGAUUUUUGGCUUAAUGGCAAGCUUGACUGAACCUGAAAACCUUGCAAUUUAUUUGGAUCCUUUAAUGCCCAGGUUACGAGAAGUACUUAUUGACCCUGUUCCUGACACUCGUGCAACUGCAGCUAAGGCUUUGGGAUCAUUGAUGGAGAAAUUAGGUGAAACUAAGUUCCCAACCCUAAUUCCUGAACUAUUUAAUGUUCUUCGAAGUGAAUGUAGUGAAGUGGAUCGACAAGGUGCAGCUCAAGGAUUGUCUGAGGUUCUUUCUGGUUUGGGCUUGACUCGCCUUGAAGAUGUUUUACCCGAAAUCCUACAAAAUACUUCAAGUCCUACUGCCUAUAUCAGAGAAAGCUUUAUUUCUCUACUUAUCUAUUUGCCGGCCACUUUUGGAGCUCGUUUCCAACCAUACCUUGCUCGUGCAAUUCCACCUAUUCUAGCUGGUUUAGCUGAUGAAUCUGAACUUGUUCAGACAGCUUCAUUAAGAGCUGCUAAGAUGAUUGUGAACAACUAUGCCACUAGAGCAGUUGAUUUGCUUCUUCCCGAACUUGAAAAGGGCCUAUUCGACGACAGCUGGCGCAUUAGAUUGUCUUCAGUACAACUUGUUGGUGACCUCAUCUAUAAACUUGCUGGUAUCAACAAAAAGACCUUACAAGAAGAAACUGAUGAAAACGAAGAAGGGGCCCGCACUGAUGUUAACCGUAAAGCCUUGCUGGAGACUAUCGGUUCUGAACGUCAUGACCGUGUAUUGGCCUCGCUAUACAUCCUUCGUCAAGAUAUUGCUGCUGCAGUCAGGACCAAUGCUCAGCAGAUUUGGAAGAAUAUUGUUGUCAAUACUCCCCGAACUGUUAGAGACAUUAUAACUACAUUGACAUCUUUAAUUAUUGGUAAUCUGAACAGCGCUGGAAAUGAUCGACGUGCUAUGUGUGUCAAGAGCUUAGGUGAUUUAUCCAAGAAGGCUGGAUUUGACGUUUUGUCGCAACUUCUUCCUUCAUUGAAGGAUGGCUUAGAGUCUUCUGACAGAGAAAACAGAAUUGGCGUUUGCAUUGCUUUGCAAGAAUUGAUCUCUAGUACCUCUCAGGAUCAACUUGAAAUUUACAGUGACCAAUUCGUUUAUUCUGUACGUGAAGCACUUAUGGAUUCGGACUUGGAAGUAAGAGAAGCUGCUGCUGAAGCAUUUGAUACUCUUCAAACGGUAAUAGGCGAUCGUGCGGUCGAUGAAGUUCUUCCCGAGUUGCUUAAGUUGCUAGAAUCGGAUGAUAAAUCUGAACACGCUUUGUCCGCACUUAAAGAAAUUAUUGCUCGUCGUUCUACUUCAAUUUUCCCAGUCCUUAUCCCCACUCUCAUUAAGCAACCUAUCACUGCGUUCAACGCUCGCGCAUUGGCUUCGCUUGCUCAAGCAGCUGGUUCUACCUUAAACAGAAGAUUGCCAUCUAUUCUUAAUGCUCUUAUGGAAUCCAUACUGGUUGCAAAGGAUGAUGUUUUGCAGAGCUUAGAGGAGUCCGUUGAUACCAUCGUAUUGUCUAUUAAAGACCAAGAAGGACUUGCAGUGCUCAUGGCUCAUCUUUACUCAUUUACUGAAAAUGAAGAUUACAAGAAACGAUUGUUUGCUGCCAAGCACAUGCUUACAUUCUUCCAGAACUCUAAGUUGGACUACUUCCGUUUUGUACCUGAUUGGAUUAGUCACCUUGUUAGAUUGUUUGAAGACAGGAGUAGUGAGGUAAUUGCGGCUGCUGUUGCUGCUCAGAACGCUCUAACAUCUUCAAUGCGUAAAGACAGGAUUGAAUCAGUAAUUAGUGUUACGUACAAGUCCUUACAUGAUGUUGGUAUAAAUGACACCACCCUGCCUGCAUUUGAAAUUCCUCAAGGUAUAAACUCUGUUUUGCCGAUUUUCCUACACGGUAUAAUGCAUGGCACAAAUGAACAGCGUGAACAAUCUGCUUUAGGUGUUGCAGACAUAGUAACACGUGCUGAGGCUGAUAAACUACGUCCUUAUGUCACCCAGAUCACUGGUCCUUUGAUUCGUAUCAUAGGUGAGAGAUUUCCAGUGGAAGUUAAGAGUGCGAUUUUGUAUACUCUUAAUAUUAUACUCUCUAAAAUUCCUACAUUUUUACGUCCCUUUUUGCCUCAAUUGCAGCGUACGUUCGCUAAGAGUUUGGGUGAUCCUUCGAGCGAAGUUAUUCGCAGUAGGGCUGCUACAGCCUUGGGUACUCUUAUCACUCUGCAGACUCGUCUUGCCCCUAUUGUCACGGAAUUAGUAUCAGGUGCUCGUACCCCCGAUGCUGGCGUGCGCAAGGCUAUGCUCAAUGCCUUAUUCGCAGUUGUUUCCAAAUCGGGUCAAAACAUGAAUGAAGCAUCUGCUGAUUCUGUGGAUCAAUUGCUAAAAGAAAUUUCCUCCGAGUCAAAUGAAUAUAUGAUCAUUUGUGCCAAGAUGUACGGUGCUUUAUUCAACCAACUUACGGACACCCGUGCCAGACAACUGCUUGACACUAAUAUUUUCAGUGUUGAAGCAUUGGAUGAGUAUUCAGUUUUGAUAUUGAAUGCGGUUAUUAAGUAUGGUUCAAAGAAGAUUAUUGAUCUGGGCUUGAGCGAAAGUGUAAGUCAAGCCAUAUCGGAUGCAUGCCAGCAAACAGAAACCUAUAUCACGGAAAAUGCCGUUUUGGCUGCUGGUAAAGCCCUUCUUGCUGAUAUUCCUCAAAAUUUCAAUGAGUCUAAGACUUUAUUUGAAGCUUUGAGAGUUAGUAUUGAAGUUAGCCCAUCUGGCUCUCAAGAUGCAAAGCGUCUGUCUUUGGUUAUUAUCCGAAUCUUGUCUAAAGAGAAAUAUGAUAUUGUUAGACCUCAUCUCAAUAUCCUUGCACCUGCCGUCUUCAGUUGUAUUCGUGCUAUCACCAUUCCCAUUAAACUUGCUGCAGAAGCUGCAUUCUUAGCAAUGUUUAAACUUGUUGAUGAUGACUCGGUUAUUAACAAGUAUAUGGAAACUUUGGAGGGACCUCGUGCUAGAAGCUUUGGUGAUUACACUCGUCGUGUUGCAUUUAAAUUGGCAGCUGGUGAGCGCGAUCGUAUUGCCUCCGGAAGUGGUAGAGUUCAGCUGGAAGAGAGAGAAGACUUGGCUGAAAUUACAGCUGUUGGCAGAGAUAACGAGGUCGUCUCCAAUGAAUCAUGGUAAUCUUUACCGUUGGACGAAAAGUUCGGCCUUUCUGGCAAUUGAAAGUUAACUUAUUCAUUUAUUUUUGGUCAUUAACAUUUUGGAUGAGACAAGGUAUAAGCUGUAAUAUCCAAAUGUUGUAAUGUCGUCAAAGAGACGAUUAUUGAUUUAUUUAGAUCUAUGAAAAACUGUAUAAAUGUAUAUAUAGAGUUUGAUGUGGAUUUUAAUUCGUAUGGUUUUGGAUUACCAAAUGUUUCAUUUUUAGUAAGGCAGUAAUAAUAACCAGGAAGGUCAUAU